Molecule: messenger RNA, 192 nt
Organism: Suillus plorans
Lineage: Eukaryota; Fungi; Basidiomycota; Agaricomycetes; Boletales; Suillaceae
Exons: 2
Coding region: 1-192 (63 amino acids)
Source: RefSeq, a predicted model, not a curated record
AUGAGGCCACAGAGAUAUCAGUCUCUACAGCGGGACAAGAAGGAGAAUACAUUCGGUGAUAGCAAGAUUACCAUGUUUCAACAUAUUGGAUCUGUCGUGCUGCAAGACAGCUAUAAGCUCAACCCAACAGCAACUGGAAAAGCUGUCAAGCGCAAGUAUUAUCAGCAUGUGUCACUUUCUUCUGAGUCUUGA